GGCCAUCGUUACCGAUUUCCCAAUUAUCUCUUCCUGUUUCUUCGAUUGAGCAACUCCACUUUUCAUAUCUUCGCGGUUCGCCGCCGCGCGUCAGCCUCGCUUCCGACCACGCCUCAGCCUCGCCGCGCUCUGCCUUGCCGCCGCCGGUUAAUUUCAAAGCUCUCUGUUUUUUGCCGCCGCCGACAGCGCCUCAUGUGGGGCUUUGCCUUACCGUCUGCACUCGUGACGUUGAAGCCCUACCUACCUAUUUUGUGAAGUUGAAUAUAUUUUCAGAUGAGCGUGGGUUAUUCAUCUGUUCUCGCCGAUUCUAGUUAUCAAUUGUGAUGGAAAGUGCCAUAAAAAUCUUCUGGACUACCGUAUUGGAAUGACGACCUUAGGAAGUUCACUUAUGCCUUCACUUGUUAAGACUUCUCCCUUCUUUUCAUACUUCACUAAAAUUCCAUGGAUAUUUCCCUCCCAGAAUACUCUUCGAGCUAGCCUCCAAACCUAUAGCUGUCAGUCUAUUGUAUUUUCAAAAAAUAUAUUGAAAUAUAGUUGCAACAGUUACUUCUCUAGACACACAGUUGGCUAUUUAUGUACUGUUUCUUUAGCUGCCACUUCUUCUGUUCAUGAAUCCUCAGCAUCUUCUUCCAAUAAGGUCUCCAACAGAUUAAGGAAGAAAGCCCUCAAGGAAUCACCAGAGAGAGUGCUUAGACAUAAAUUAGAUAUGUGCUCAAAAAAUGGACAAGUUGUUGAAGCACUUAAGCUUUAUGAUGAGGCACGGAAUAACGGCAUCCAGCUUCAGCAACAUCACUAUAAUGUAUUGCUCUAUUUGUGCUCUUCCUCUAGUUUGCUUGAAACAAGUGGGGCUAUCGACGUAUUAAGCAUGGGCCUCAACAGGGGUUUUGAGAUUUUUCAGCAAAUGAUGACCGAUAAUGUAUCUCCAAAUGAGGCUACAUUUACUAGUGUUGCAAGAAUUGCAGCUGUGAGGGACGAUCCAGAAAUGGCUUUUUCUUUGGUGAAACAGAUGAAGGAUUAUCAUAUUGCACCAAGAUUGAGAUCAUAUGGACCAGCACUGUUUGGUUUCUGUAGGAAGCUAAUGGCCAAAGAAGCUUAUGAAGUUGAUUCCCACAUGGUUGCAUCUGCAGUGGAAGCUGAAGAACUUGAGCUUUCUGCUCUUCUAAAACUCAGUUCUGAUGUGAAGAAGGUCGAUAAGGUCUAUGAGUUGUUGCAUCGGUUAAGAAGAACAGUGAGGCAGAUUUCUGAACCUACUGCCAAAGUUAUUGAAGAUUGGUUUAAUUCUGAAAGUGCAUCAAAAGUUGGGAAGAAACGUUGGGAUGUGGACAAGGUUAGGGAAGGAAUUGUUAGACGAGGUGGAGGGUGGCAUGGAGAAGGUUGGCUGGGUAGUGGUAAGUGGAGGCUGGUGAGAACUGGAAUGGAUGAUAAUGGUGUUUGUCAUUCAUGUGCUCAGAAACUUGUUUGCAUUGAUAUUGAUCCAAAAGAAACGGAAGACUUUGCUGCAUCAUUGACCAAGUUGGCUUGCCAAAGAGAAGUUAAAGCUGAUUUUAAUAAAUUCCAGGAGUGGCUUGAAAAGCAUGGUCCUUUUGAUGCUGUAAUUGAUGGUGCCAAUGUUGGUCUUCUUAGUCAGCAUUUCAGCUUUAUCCAGCUCAAGAGGGUUGUAUAUCUAAUGCGUCAACUGAGCCCUACAAAGAGAAUGCCACUCAUAAUUUUGCAUAGAAGUCGUGUUACUGGAGGUCCUGCACAGAAUCCUAAUAAUAAGAAAUUAAUAGAGACAUGGAAAAAUUGCGGUGCGCUCUAUACUACUCCUCCUGGGUCCAAUGAUGACUGGUACUGGUUAUAUGCUGCUGUACGCUCUAAAUGUUUGCUACUGACGAAUGAUGAAAUGAGGGACCACUUGUUUCAAUUGCUUGGGAAUAGCUUUUUCCCCCAGUGGAAGGAAAAGCAUCAGGUUCGAUUGUCAGUAUCAACAGAUGGAUUGAAACUGCACAUGCCUCCCCCCUAUUCAAUUAUCAUUCAGGAGUCUGAAAAUGGAAGUUGGCACAUUCCAACAACUACAGGUGAUGAUCUAGAGACCCCAAGACAAUGGUUGUGUGCCACUAGAGCCACUGAUACUUCUUAAGCAGAGUGGUUUUGAAUAAUCAACAAUGCAUACAAAUAACUUAUAUUCAUGGCUGUACAAUUUUUUUCAUGAAGCCAAGAAAACCAAGCAUCUAAGAGCCCAAUUAAACUCAGAAUCAUUGGAAGGCAAAUUCUUGUUAAUCGGCAACUGUAAAGUUUUCUGACUGUAUCAUAUAAAUCUCUUCUUCUAAAUCAUCAUUCAGGAAAGUUGUUUUUACAUCCAUUUGGUGAAUUAGAAGUCCAUGGAUGGCAGCUGGUGCAAUCAAGUCUAAUAGUAGCUAUCUUUGUUAGAGGGAUAUACGUGUCAAAAUAGUCAAUAUCUUGUUUUUGUGUAUAUCCUACUACUAAUUUUGUAA
This is a messenger RNA of Benincasa hispida (wax gourd), 2474 nucleotides long. RefSeq names its product proteinaceous RNase P 1, chloroplastic/mitochondrial-like. NCBI's taxonomy places the organism in Eukaryota, Viridiplantae, Streptophyta, Magnoliopsida, Cucurbitales, Cucurbitaceae. Gene Ontology annotation, molecular function: ribonuclease P activity; protein binding. Gene Ontology annotation, biological process: tRNA 5'-leader removal. The record is from RefSeq and is a predicted model, not a curated record.